This is a messenger RNA of Rotaria sp. Silwood2, 456 nucleotides long. The record is from the annotation of a GenBank genome assembly. Lineage: Eukaryota; Metazoa; Rotifera; Eurotatoria; Philodinida; Philodinidae.
AUGACUACAUUACGUUUACUAUUACCUCGUAUUAAACGAAUGCAAUCGAUCUUUGUGAAUACUCCAACUCUUACAAUUCCUCCGUUACUUGAACAUUCCAAUGACGCUGUUCCUUUCUUCAUAUCACUCAAAUGGUUGGUUCAGUUAUUUAUCUUCAAUGGUACUCUAUAUUUUGAAACUGUUGAUGAACAAACAGCGUAUUGUCAAUGUUUCAGUUUAUGUCCCAAAUCUCGAAUGAAAGAAGAAGAAGAAGAAGCAUUUGAAAAAGGUUGGAUUGCUGUCGAUGGCUUUGCCACUGAUAAUGAACAUCGUAUUCAUCUGGAUAUAUAUAAUGUUCAAUUUUCUCUUAGUCUAUUAACAUUUAUCAAACGGAUUAUUGAAAAUCGAACUAAUUCACAUGUACUCAUAUCAUCACAUGUUGGUAGUAUUAUUCUUAAUUCCUUAAAACUUAUUUAA